AUGUCAUGGCACCCCCAGUACCGGAGCUCCAAGUUCCGCCACGUCUUUGGCAAACCAGCCAGCAAGGAGAACUGCUAUGACUCAGUGCCCAUCACCCGCAGCGUUCACGACAAUCACUUCUGUGCCGUGAACCCCCACUUCAUUGCAGUUGUGACUGAGUGUGCUGGCGGGGGGGCCUUCCUCGUCAUCCCCCUGCACCAGACAGGAAAGUUGGACCCCCACUACCCAAAGGUCUGCGGGCACAGAGGGAACGUCUUAGAUGUCAAGUGGAACCCCUUUGAUGAUUUUGAGAUUGCAUCCUGUUCUGAAGACACCACGAUUAAGAUCUGGGGCAUCCCCAAGCAACUACUGGCAAAGAACCUCACAGCCUACAGGAAGGAGCUGCUGGGCCACUCACGCAGAGUGGGCCUGGUAGAAUGGCACCCCACAGCUGCCAACAUCCUCUUCAGCUGCGGCUAUGACUACAAGGUGAUGGUCUGGAACCUGGAUACAAAGGAGUCUGUCAUCGUUAGCCCCGUGAGGACCAUUACCUGUCACCAAGAUGUGAUCCUCUCCAUGUCCUUCAACACCAAUGGAAGCCUGCUGGCCACCACCUGUAAAGACCGCAAGAUUCGGAUUCUUGACCCCCGAGCAGGGAAUGUCCUACAGGAAGCCAGCUACAAGGGACACCGGGCCAACAAGGUGCUGUUUCUCGGGAACCUGAGUAAGCUGCUGUCCACGGGCACAUCCCGAUGGAACAACCGGCAGAUGGCCCUGUGGGACCAGGAUGACCUCUCUGUACCUCUCACAGAGGAGGACCUGGACGGCUCCUCAGGAGUGCUGUUUCCCUUCUACGAUGCAGACACCAACAUGCUCUACUUGGUGGGGAAGGGAGAUGGCAACAUCCGCUACUACGAGGUGAACACCGACAAGCCUUACCUGAGCUACCUGACUGAGUACCGCUCCUAUAACCCACAGAAGGGGAUCGGUGUGAUGCCAAAGAGAGGCCUCGAUGUGUCCUCCUGUGAGAUCUUCCGCUUCUACAAGCUAAUCACAACCAAAAGCCUCGUCGAACCCAUAUCCAUGAUUGUGCCCCGGCGGUCGGAAUCCUACCAAGAAGACAUCUACCCUCCAACAGCGGGGGCCCUGCCGUCUCUGACGGCCCAGGAGUGGCUCAAUGGGAUGAACAGAGGGCCAGUCCUGGUGUCCCUGAGGCCUGGCUCUGAGCUGCUGAGCCCCCGGCCACCACUUCUAGAUAGACCAGUCUUCAACUCUAUGGGCCUGGCCUCACAGGCCUCUCACCAGGCAGAAAACCAGGCUGCAGAGGAUGGCUGGAGGCCUCCCUCUCUGCUGCAGGAGAAGGUACCAAUGUGGUCAGCAGAAUACAGGCUGGAGAAGAAAUCCUGGCUCACAAAUGGCUUUGACAUUUUCGAAUGCCCCCCACCAAAGACAGAGAAUGAGCUGCUGCAGAUGUUCUACCGGCAACAGGAGGAGAUCCGAAGGCUCCGGGACCUGGUGACCCAGAGAGAGGUCCAGGCCAAACAGUUGGAACUGGAGAUCAAAAACUUGCGGAUGGGUUCAGAGCAGCUCUGAGCAGA
Molecule: messenger RNA, 1577 nt
Organism: Otolemur garnettii (small-eared galago)
Lineage: Eukaryota; Metazoa; Chordata; Mammalia; Primates; Galagidae
Gene: CORO2A
Product: coronin 2A
Exons: 11
Coding region: 1-1572 (523 amino acids)
Biological process (GO): actin filament organization
Molecular function (GO): actin filament binding
Source: RefSeq, a predicted model, not a curated record